GAGACAAUAUGGCGGACCAUGAAGAUGUGUUGUAUUCAAAUUCAAGUAGGAGGGACGAUUCUCCAGGUGAUCAUGACCUCAGGAAUGAAAGAGAAGGCAGCAGAGAAAGUGAUCAUGACGACAGAGAUCGGCGAAGAAGAGGCGGUGAAUAUGAAAGAGAUUUGAGGCGAGAAAAUCGUCGGUACGCCCCGUAUCCUUCUCGCGAUGAGCGUUCGAGUUCGAGGCGACAGUCUGGAAGCGGAGGAAAAGAGUGCCGUGUUUACGUGUGGAACCUUUCAUAUGCUGUUAAAUGGCAAGAUUUGAAGGAUUUCAUGAAGAAGGUCGGAGAUGUGGCAUUUGUUGACAUUAUUGAAGACAGUCAUGGAAAAUCAAAGGGAUGUGGUAUUGUUGAGUUCAGAAACAGAGAUGAUGCAGAUAAAGCCAUCAAGGAGCUUCAUGGAACAGAGUUCAGAGGAAGACCAAUACACAUUCGUGAGGAUCGCAUUGAAGAGGGUGAUAGGCGUAGCAGGCCUCCCCCUAGGGGUCCUGACCCAAGGGAUCUUCCCUCUCUCACUGGAGGGGGUAUGUCUCUUGGUAAUCAUCUGGGAGGUGGUCUUGGAAGUGGAAACCUGGGCCUUGGAAACAGCAGUGGUCCUCUUGCUAACCUGUUAGGCUUGGGAAAUCUCAAUUCUGCUCAAGGACUGAAUUACAGGACAGAUCCAUUGUCAUGCACUGUGUUUGUCAGCAAUCUUGAUUACAAAGUAACUUGGCAGAAAUUGAAAGACACCUUCAGAGGAGCUGGUAAUGUUAUUCGUGCAGAUAUCAAUUUGGACUCUGAUAAUAAAUCUAAAGGUUUUGGCACUGUACAGUUUGAAACAGCUGCAGAAGCAAUAAAUGCAGUUUCUAUGUUGCAUGGUCAUGUUCUUAGUGACAGAGCAAUGAGUGUCAGGCUGGAUCGCAAUGCACCCAUUAUGCAGCAGCUGAGUAACUUGGGUGUGAACAAUGCAAACAUGGGUCGUGGAGGAGGAGGAGGAGGAGGAGGGGGAGGAAACAACAUGAACCCCAUGGCAGUUCUUCAGCUGCUCCAGAGUCUUCAGGGUCUGAGUACCCUGGCACAGUUGACUAGUAAUCUUGGUGCAUUGGGCGGCAGUGGUUUGGCUUCAGGUGGUGGUUUUGGUGGAGGGGGAGGAGGUUCUGGUGGUAUGGGUGAUUCCCCUGCCACUAACCCCCUGGCUGCUCUGAGUGGAUUGGGAAUGCUGGGCAACACUCUUGGUUUUGGCGGAGGAGGUGGUAGUGGCAGUGGUAGCAGUAGUGGAAUGGGUGGGCUUAGCUCAUCACUCCAUAGCGACAGUGGAGCUUCAGGAAGACAAGUCUUUGUCAGGAAUCUUCCUUGGCGCUACACUUGGCAAGACUUGAAAGACAAGUUCAAAGGAGCAGGUAGAGUGGUUCGAGCCGACAUCAUGACAGAGUCCAGCGGAAGAUCAAAGGGCUGUGGAACAGUACUGUUUGAUGCCCCAGAGGACGCUGCUCAUGCAAUAAGUAUGUUCAAUGGAGCGAUGGUUGAUGGUCGCGAACUUGAUGUGAGGAUGGAUAGGUUGGGCUGAAAGGGAACGUGAAGCUGGGCUCGAAGGCUUUCUGGAGUGAACUUCUGAUGUAUUUGUCUUCUUUUGGACCAGCAGUUCAUGUUGUUAAUUCUCUUCUUUGGAGUUAUUGCAUCCGCGACCAAAUUCUCCUUUUCGUCAGUCCAGUUUGCCUUCCAGAGGUGGUCUGUAAAUCUGUGAAAAAAAAGUUGUUCAAACCGGUACAGAUGUGGAGUGUUUGCUAAAAGUUUACAAAGGCUCCCUGAGGAAGGAUUGGAGUUGAAACUACUCGGUUGUUUUAUCAUGAUUAGUCUUUUAAUUGUCGUUUUCCCUCUACUUUUGAUUAACUAGCAUUUGGACGUGUUCAUCUUUGUCACCUCGGUCCUACACUUUGCCUUUGAUGAUUGGCAAAUUGUCUUCUCCCCAUUUGUACAACGUGAUUUUGAAGUUACUUGAGGAUUUUGUCGAUACGUUCUUGGCUGAGAACAAUGCUUAUUUCAAUUUGGUUUUAAAAAUUGUACGUUGACCCUAGUUGUUUUCGCAUGGACGAGUCGCACAUGUUGAAGCACUGACUGACUGCUUACUUUGUUAAGAAACAACAUGCAGUAUUUGACAGGUUUUGGUAGUAAGGUUUUAUUCUUCUUCCUAAUAGGAAGGUUUUGCUUGAAACAGGAUCGCUCUUGUAGGGUUCUCUGUUUAGUUUCGAGAUAUUAAAUGACCUUGAAAUAAA
Messenger RNA from Pocillopora verrucosa, 2289 nucleotides. Its product is annotated as myelin expression factor 2. Gene Ontology annotation, cellular component: nucleus; cytoplasm; ribonucleoprotein complex. Gene Ontology annotation, molecular function: mRNA binding. NCBI's taxonomy places the organism in Eukaryota, Metazoa, Cnidaria, Anthozoa, Scleractinia, Pocilloporidae. The record is from RefSeq and is a predicted model, not a curated record.